This is a messenger RNA of Kalmanozyma brasiliensis GHG001, 513 nucleotides long. Its product is annotated as Ribosomal protein S1, RNA-binding domain protein. Gene Ontology annotation, cellular component: P-body; RNA polymerase II, core complex. The record is from RefSeq and is a predicted model, not a curated record. The transcript has a single exon. Lineage: Eukaryota; Fungi; Basidiomycota; Ustilaginomycetes; Ustilaginales. The coding region runs from base 1 to 513 and encodes 170 amino acids. Gene Ontology annotation, biological process: positive regulation of nuclear-transcribed mRNA poly(A) tail shortening; DNA-templated transcription; positive regulation of translational initiation. Gene Ontology annotation, molecular function: single-stranded RNA binding; translation initiation factor binding; single-stranded DNA binding.
AUGUUCUUCCUCAAGAACCUCACGCACAAGACGGAGCUGCACCCUUCCUACUUCGGCCCGUCCAUGGUGGAGUUCCUGAACCAGAAGCUUCGCGACGAUGUUGAGGGCACAUGCACGGGCAAGCAUGGCUACAUCAUCAAAGUGAUCGGUAUGGUGGACGUCGGUCAAGGGCGUGUCAUCCCCGGUUCCGGUCUGGCCGAAUUCAACUCGACCUACCAAGCCGUCGUCCUGAAACCUUUCAAGGGCGAAGUGAUGGAUGCCAAGAUCACCAACGUCAACAAGAUGGGCUUCUUCGCCGAGGUCGGUCCCCUGAACAUUUUCGUCAGCAGCCACUUGAUACCCAUCGAGUACAGGUUUCAACCGGAAAGCAACCCUCCGGAGUUCGUCAGCGCUAGCGAUAGGUUGGUGAAAGGCAGGAAGGUCAGGAUCAAGAUCGUCGGCACCAGGGUCGACGCAAAUGAGAUUUUUGCAAUCGGCACGAUGAAGGAGGACUACCUCGGGCCGUUCGACUAG